GCUGUAGAUAUGAAUGAAUGUUAGUGGGAUUUCGUUUUCGUUUCUUGGACGGCUUACAUUGCAUACGCAUAUGCAUACAUUUGUGACACAAGGGUUGGUGGGUAGAGUGGGUGAGUGUGGGUGGGGUGUGGUUGAUUGAUCGAUAAAAAAGCAAGACUAUUAUUUAGUUUCCCAGUGGAUCCCAGUGUGGAUCCACGACAUUUUUCUCUGCCUUUGAGAUCGUGAGAAUGUGGUCGGCCCCUCAAUCAAAGUGACAUAAUGUCAUUCUGUCUACUUCAGAUGCUGUAAAUUGGACGCGUAGGGGCCUGAUAAAACUAAGCUGACCGUGAAAGGAUGAAUAUGUCGACACUACUCUAUUAUGAAAAAUAUCACAGCACUAAGACGUAGUUAACAACCUACCUUAUUAUAAAAGACGAGCAUAAUCCCACAUAUAAAUGUAGUAAAACAAGCUAUGAUGUUUUAUUUUAUUGUAAUGAAAAUCAAAUUUGAGACAUUUUCUAACGAAAUGUAGAAAAUAAUACUCACUCUGGCUUUUUGUUUAGUAAGGCAAGUAAGGCCACGACAAAUAUAAGGUUAAUGACAUGCUUUCUUUCUUCAAUUUUGUCUCUCGCGGGGGCCUUGCUGCCGCCUUGGGAUUACCCGCCCAGCCAAGUAAGUUGCACAAGAAAACAGAACAGCAGCAACUCCCUCCUCAUUUCCUAAGAGUAAGAAGCCGCAGCUUCUCUUCUCUUGCACUCAGGUAUUUCUCUGAUUUUCUUUAUCUCGUCAUCUGCAUUCAUUAGUUUUUGUUGAGCAUUGAGCUCUCUGCUUUGUUGAUGCCAUGCUAUUGACAGGCAGUCUGUGUUUAAGUGGGAAGUCAAGGCUUUUUUUCUCGGUAUAAAACUAACCCAGAGAUCUUUCUAUUUCUGGAUUUUAUUUCUUUGAAGAUUACAUGGGCUUUCAUGUUUUUUUUUUUUUUUUUUUUAUAUAUAUUCUUUAUCCUGAUUUGGUUAAAACUAAACCAAAUGUUCAGUGUGUUUUCUGGUUUUGCAUUUUUCUUUUCAAAGUUCUGGCCUUUUCUUUUGUAAUUUUUAUUUAUUUAUAAUUUUUACUUGGGGUUUGUUUUCUCCAUUUGAUAUACUGGCAAUAUGCUCUAUUUCUUUUUCCUGUUGUAUAAAAAUAUCUGAUAUGAUAUUAGUUACAUUCUCGUCAUGGUUUUAUUUCUACACUGAUGCUUAUUUUUAUUGAGGUAUACGUUUAAAAGCCACAAGCUUCGUGCAGAUGAUCAGAUUUUGAUUCUCAAUGCAUUACACUAAUCACAUUUAUCAAUUCUAGAUAUUAUAAUGAUUCGGUUUAUCACAUGAUAGUUAUCUUUAAAUUUGGAUUUUAUCCCCAAAAAAACUACAAUAGAAGGAAUUAGGGAAUUAUGAGGUUUCUAUUUCAUUUAUGGAACUGUAAAAUGUUUGUUUCUUUAGUGGAGUGUUUUGCUAAAAGAUACUUGGGGAGAGCCACAACCUCGACUAACCUUCUAAGAAAGAAUUGUGGACACGCAGUUUAAGUUUUCUCAAAUAUUGCCAGUACUUCAGGCAUUUGAACGCUUAGUGCAUAUUUUGUGUAUCUGCACUUUACUGCACUUGGAAAUUUCGAAUAUCAUGUAGAAGUAUUUUUUUUUUUUUUUUAGAACGGUUAUUAGUAUGUAAAAUGUUUUUUCUCAUAAUUAUUAUUAUUUAUUGGUAUUUCUAGUUUGUUGUAUGUAACAACAACAUCGCUUGCCAACAAGCUCAAGAUUCACGUUAUUAGCCUGACUAAUGCUUUCUUUCAUAGUUUUGCAUUUCUUAGUUUCUUUAUAUGUGCCUAGCUUUGAAGUUUGGAGCUUUAAAGAUUAGAAAAUUUGCUUGAUUCCAGUGUUUGGUGUAGUUACCAAUGGUGUUGAGGAGCCCAAGAGCCUGCAUGUCUCUUCCUUCACCUUCUCAGUGGAAAUAUGAUGUGUUUUUAAGUUUUAGAGGUGAAGACACCCGCAUAGGUUUCACAGACCAUUUAUAUGACAAACUGGAGUGGCAAACAAUCAAAACCUUCAGGGACAAUGAAGAACUUCAGAGAGGUAAAACUAUUGCUCCAGAGCUUUUGACCGCGAUUGAACAAUCAAGGUUUGCCAUUGUUGUUCUCUCGCCGAAUUAUGCUUCUUCCUCUUGGUGCUUGGAUGAAAUUACAAAGAUUGUUGAAUGCAUGGAAACGAGGGGUACAAUUUUGCCAAUUUUUUAUCACGUGGAUCCAUCCGACGUACGCAAACAAAUGGGUAGCUUUGCAGAAGCCUUCACUAAACAUGAAGAAAUUUUUUGGAAAGACAUGGCAAAGGUGAGGCAAUGGAGAGAAGCUUUAUUCAAAGUGGCUAAUUUCAGUGGGUGGACUUCUAAGGAUAGGUAUGAAACAGAGCUUAUCAAAGAAAUUGUGGAAGUAGUAUGGAAUAAAGUGCAUCCCACAUUGUUAGGUUCCGCCAAGAACUUGGUUGGAGUUGAUUUUAGAGUAAAGGAAAUAAAUUUGCUUUUAGAUGCUGAGGCAAAUGAUGUUCGCUUUAUAGGGAUAUGGGGGAUGGGUGGGAUGGGUAAGACAACCAUUGCUAGGUUGGUUUACGAGAGAGUUUUCCAUAAUUUUGAAGUUAGCAGCUUUCUUGCAAAUGUAAGAGAGGUUUCUGCAAAACAUGGUCUAGUUCAUCUACAAAAAGAACUUCUUUCCCAUAUCUUGAAGAAAGAAAGUACAAAUGUUUGGGAUGUUUACAGUGGAACCAGUAUGAUCAAGAACUAUUUAUGCAAUAAAAAGGUUCUUCUCAUUCUUGAUGAUGUCGACGAAUUAAACCAACUGCAAAUAUUACUUGGGGAGAAACACUGGUUUGGUUUGGGGAGCAGAAUCAUCAUUACAACUAGAGAUCAACAUUUGCUGGUCACACAUGGUGUAGAAAAAUCAUAUGAGCUUGAGGGAUUAAAUGAAGUUGACGCCCUGCAGCUCUUUAGCUGGAACGCCUUUAAAAAAGACCAUCCUGAAGAGGAUUAUUUGGAACUGUCCAAGUGCUUCAUGGAAUAUGCUGGAGGCCUUCCAUUAGCUCUUACAACCUUGGGAUCCUUUUUGUAUAAAAGAAGCCGAGAUGCAUGGACUAGUGCAUUGGAUAAACUAAAGAAAGCUCCUAACAGAACAAUUUUUGGAACACUCAAAAUGAGUUAUGAUGGACUAGAUGAGAUAGAGAAAAGAAUUUUUCUCGAUGUUGCAUGUUUCCUUAAGGGAUAUAACAAAGAGCGAACAAUUGAAGUACUAGAUAGUUAUGGCUUUUGCCCUCGUAUUACAGUAGAUGUUCUUGCUGAGAAAUCUCUUUUAACUAUUUCAGACAACCAUGUGUGCAUGCAUGAUUUGAUACAGGAAAUGGGACGUGAAAUUGUUCGUCAAGAGUCUUAUGAAGAACCUGGUCAACGUAGUCGAUUAUGGCAUCGUGACGACAUCCUAAAUGUAUUUACGAAGAAUAGAGGAACAAAGACAAUUGAAGGGAUAGUCUUACACUUGCCUGAAUUGGAAGAGGCACAUUGGAAUCCAGAAGCCUUCUCUAAGAUGUCUAAGCUAAGUUGGUAUCCUUCAAAAUUUCUCCCACCAACUUUUCAGCCAGAUGCAAUUUCUGAACUUAAUUUGCGUCAUAGCAAAAUUAAUCGUCUUUGGAAUGGAUCAAAGUACUUGGGAAAGUUGAAAUAUAUCGAUCUUAGUUACUCCCAAAGCUUGACCAUGACCCCAGAUUUCACAGGUAUUCAAAAUCUUGAGAGGUUGGUGCUUGAAGGUUGUACAAGUUUAGUUGAGAUUCAUUCAUCCAUUUCAGUUCUGAAACGGCUUAAAAUUUUGAAUUUAAAAAAUUGUGAAAGUCUUAAAAGUCUUCCAAGUGAGGUAGAAAUGGAAUCUCUCGAAGUUUUUAUCCUUUCUGGUUGCUCAAAAGUAAAAGGGAUUCCAGAAUUUGUGGGACAGAUGGAAAAAUUAUCAAAGCUUUCUUUAGAUGGGACUAGUAUUAAGAAAAUACCUUCAUCAAUUGAACGUCUUAUUGGCCUUAUUUCACUGGAUCUUAGAGAUUGUAAAAGUCUCAUAUGCCUUCCCAGUGUCAUCUGUGGUUUGAAGUCUCUUCAAAACCUCAACAUGUCUGGAUGCUCAUUACUUGGAAACCUACCGGAAAACUUGGGGGAAAUUGAGUGUUUGGAGGAACUUGAUCUAAGUGGAACUGCUAUAGGAGAGCCACCAUCCUCCCUUGCUCUGAUGAAAAAUCUCAAAGUGUUAUCCUUUCGUGGAUGUAAAGGGCAACCGCCUAAAUCAUGGCAUUCGUUCCUCCCUUUUGAAUUUUUUGCAGGAAAGAGUUCUGGUCCUAGGGGUUUGGUGUUGGCUUCUUUAAAAGGUUUCUGCUCUUUGAAGAAAUUAGAUCUAAGUGACUGCAAUCUUUGUGAAGGAGGAAUCCCUGAUGAUAUUGGAUGUAUGUCCUCCUUAGAAGAAUUAAGUUUAAGUAGAAACAAUUUUGUUAGCUUGCCUGCAAGCCUUAGAUGUCUCUCUAAGCUUUGGGAGUUAAACUUGGAAAGCUGCAAAAGUCUUCAGCAGUUGCCAGACCUUCCAUCAAAUAGGACUUUACAUGUAAAAGCAGAUGAUUGUACUUCGUUAAAAAUAUUGCCGGAUCCACCCAUGUUGAGCAGUUUAUAUAAGUACUUUUUCAGAGCUGUCAAUGGCUUCAGAUUGGUUGAAAACAAUGAAGGCUGCAAUAACAUAGCAUUUUUAAUGCUACAGAAAUUCCGUCAGGGAGUCCGUCAUUCUGUUCUCAAAUUCGACAUUGUCAUUCCUGGAAGUGAAAUUCCUGAUUGGUUCAGUAAUCAAACUGUAGGAGAUUCAUUAAUGGUGGAGCGGCCUCUGCAUUUAUGUAAUAGCAAGUGGAUGGGGUUUGUUUUAUGUGCUGUUUUUGGAGCUCAAGAAAAUCCAGAUCUUCUUGAAUUUGAUUAUUUUGGACGCCAUCCAUGUGGAAUUUUAUGUUAUUUGGAAAUAGCGGGAUCAUAUCAAUUUUCUUUUCCUAUACCUGAUGCGGUGCUGCAUCAUAGUGUUGGCCAUGUUGCAUCAGAUCACCUUUGGUUACUCUAUUUUUCUCGUAAGCACCAUCGCUAUGAGAAUUUUUUGAAGGAUAGCUGCAGUCAGGUUGAGGUUUUAUUCAAACCCUUUUGUAGUGUGCAAAAAAACACGUGCUUGAAGCUGAAGAAGUGCGGCAUUCAUCUGGUAUAUGGGGAAGAUGUGGAAGAGCUCAACCGAAAAAUGAACCAAUCUAACAGCAGCAUUUCUCUUUACAACGCAAUGGAUGUCCCCUGUUGUUAUUCUGAAAAAUCAUCAGAUGCAGAAGGCGCUGUUGUUAAGCGAACACGCAAACAUUGUGAUGAGGAGGAACCAAGUGCAAUUGGUAGCUCUGAGUCUGACAAGGAAUCACUCCGCAAAAGAUUGAAAGAAGACUAGUUGGUCUUGUGGCAUCUUCACUAGUCCAGUUCCUCGAAACAGUACUUGAAAGGGUUGCAUCAGAGAAGAGUGGAUUUUUUAAUUUUUUGCCUCCGGUAAUCAGCGAAUUGGUGUAUUUCAUCAAAGGAGCUGCAAAGCUGCAAUGAAGUUAUUCAAAUGAUCGGGAAAGAGAAGCGAAACAUUGGUGGUAUUAUGUGCUAUACUGUUGUGUGUUGUAAAUCUUGUUCUUCUUACACCAAUCACUUUGGAAUGAUAACACAUUCUGAUAUUCUUUAUGGUCCUUUUAAUCAGAUCUAAAUACAGGGAGGUUGGGGGAUUUCCCUCAUCUGGACCAAUGCUAUUCAAGAAUAGCAAAAAAAUGGCAAUCAAUCCAGCCAAUAAAACUUUAUACUCAACUCAAUUCUGGAGAGUCUUGGUACAGGAUCUAUAAAUUGGAUAGAUGACAGCUUUUCCAUGGUUAGUGAUGGGCAUGCUGUGAUGUAAAUUGGAACUGAAUAGUAUCUGAUGAGGAUCUGCAAGCUCAUUUUUACCCAGUUUGCUUUGGAUUUUGAAUUCUAUUUACCCAAUGUAGAUUUUGUUUGUUCUAAUGACCCGUCUCUCAUGGAUAUAGCUCAAGGGAAUGUUUAAAUUUAUACUUGAGUUGUUCAAUUUUAUUUUGGGAACCAUUACUAAUGUAUCAGAGUGUUCAAGGUCAA
This is a messenger RNA of Prunus persica (peach), 6176 nucleotides long. Its product is annotated as TMV resistance protein N. Bases 1903 to 5481 code for a protein of 1192 amino acids. The record is from RefSeq and is a predicted model, not a curated record. Lineage: Eukaryota; Viridiplantae; Streptophyta; Magnoliopsida; Rosales; Rosaceae. The transcript has 6 exons. Gene Ontology annotation, molecular function: protein binding; ADP binding. Gene Ontology annotation, biological process: signal transduction; defense response.